UAACUAAAAUUUUACAGUCGUUUUACUAAUCAGGACUGAAUUAAACCCACACAUAUACCAUACCUACGGUAUUUUGCCAACUAUGAGCAUGACUACAAGUUGGGAAAUGCCAUAGCUACCUUUUCCUGAAGUGGGCAGGUUUCCUCACGGCAGAUGUGCUAAUCUGGCAUGUGUCUGAGAGAUCCAGGCCGUUCAUCAAGUAGCACCCAUCGUGAAUAUGCAGUAUCUCCAAAACUAGGUCUCACCAUUCAUUAAUUGGGUGACGCAAAAAUUUGACAUUGGUCAUGUGUCCUCCUUUUCAAUUCUUCUCAUGAACAUCCGUCCUACCCUGAUGAGUGGAGUGACUUAAUUUUUAAGACCGGGGUUCGACGGGGCCCACCUAAAGAAUAAUCACCCGAAUCUCUCACAUGCAUGCCAUGUUGGCGCGUGUAGGGAGAGUAGGAUUUGGAUGACUACUCUUGCGAAUAACUAUAACAUGGCUCCUACAUCUAUAUAUAUGAAUGGCAUGUACAUUCAUGAAUGCUCUGGGCUACUCACAUGGCUACAAAUCCUAGUUCCUCAAGGGAAAAUCACGAGAAGGCUUGCAAGGAGAUACAUGACACAUGGGACCGGCUAAACCACUUGGGCCAAGCCCUGGCCCACAAGACCCGCAUCGAACUACGGCAGAUCAGGGACACAUACAUGGCCAUGUAUGGAGAAGACCUGGCCCAUCAACUCCAAAAGACCCAUGCAACUAACCCCAAGAAUCAGAUAUGUUCUAUCUUGGCCAUGUGGGUGAUGGAUCCACAUGAGCGGGACGCCGUCGUGGCAAGGGAUGCGAUCGAGCAAGGAGAUACCAUGCACAAAGCUCUCAUCGAGAUCUACAUUGGGCGGAAAUCGAGCCAGCUACUCCUCACACAACAGGCCUACAAUGCAAAGUUUAAGAGCCAUCUAGACCAAGAUAUCAGCAUCACCGAACCUCCCACCCCUUACCAAAGAAUUCUCGUCGCCCUUGCGACAUCUCACAAAUCCCACCAUGCUGACAUUAGCCAACAUGUCGCAAAAUGCGAUGCGAAGAGGUUGUUCGAAGCCGGGGAGGGAAGCAUCGGAGCAAUUGACGAGUCGAUAGUCCUUGAGAUACUCACUAAGAGAAGCAUCCCCCAACUCAAGCUCACACUCUCUUGCUACAAACACAUCUAUGGACACGACUAUGUAAAGUCACUGAAGAAGGAAACCUCCGGGGAGUUUGAAGAUUCCUUAAGGGCAGCUAUGAAAUGCAUGUACACACCAUCUAAGUAUUAUGCAAAGGUGUUGUACACGUGCAUCAAAGGGACGAUGACGGACAAAAGCUCCUUGGCACGUGUGAUGGUGAGCAGGGCAGAGAUAGACAUGGAUGAGAUUCAAAGUGUCUUUCAUGGGAAGUAUGGCCUGAAGCUAGAAGAUGCCAUAUGUGAGAGCAUUCCAAAGGGAGACUACAGGGAUUUUCUUCUUGCACUGGCAACAAAGGUUUAAAGUAUCGUCUGAAACCGAUUCAUAUUGCCCGAGACAUAUCGGUCUUGUCCGGAACUAUACAACUAUAUCUGCUGUAUUGGCUGAAAUAGCAUGAUCUGUCCCGGUCGCAAUAUAAAUGAAAUGAUACUCUAUACACCCGCA
Molecule: messenger RNA, 1632 nt
Organism: Magnolia sinica
Lineage: Eukaryota; Viridiplantae; Streptophyta; Magnoliopsida; Magnoliales; Magnoliaceae
Product: annexin D8-like
Exons: 5
Coding region: 520-1491 (323 amino acids)
Cellular component (GO): cytoplasm
Molecular function (GO): calcium-dependent phospholipid binding; calcium ion binding
Source: RefSeq, a predicted model, not a curated record